Messenger RNA from Zalophus californianus (California sea lion), 1208 nucleotides. It is a transcript of the gene PRPH2, whose product is annotated as peripherin 2. The record is from RefSeq and is a predicted model, not a curated record. Bases 102 to 1142 code for a protein of 346 amino acids. Gene Ontology annotation, biological process: visual perception. NCBI's taxonomy places the organism in Eukaryota, Metazoa, Chordata, Mammalia, Carnivora, Otariidae. The transcript has 3 exons. Gene Ontology annotation, cellular component: membrane.
CUGCUUCCUUCCCAAGGCCCUGAGUUUGCAGCCCCCGGGCUCACGAAGGUCAGGAGUGAGAGUUGUGCCGAGGGAAGCUGCCUGGACUGCACUCGGCAAGCAUGGCGCUGCUGAAGGUCAAGUUUGACCAGAAGAAGCGGGUGAAAUUGGCUCAAGGGCUCUGGCUCAUGAAUUGGUUCUCCGUGUUGGCUGGCAUCAUCAUCUUCAGCCUAGGGCUGUUCCUUAAGAUCGAACUGCGGAAGCGGAGUGAUGUGAUGAAUAAUUCAGAGAGCCAUUUUGUGCCCAACUCCUUGAUAGGGAUGGGGCUGCUGUCCUGUGUCUUCAACUCUCUGGCCGGCAAGAUCUGCUAUGAUGCCCUGGACCCUGCCAAGUACGCCAAGUGGAAGCCCUGGCUGAAGCCAUACUUGGCUGUCUGUGUCCUCUUCAACAUUGCCCUCUUGCUGGUGACCCUCUGCUGCUUCCUCAUGCGGAGCUCACUGGAGAGCACCCUGGCCCAUGGGCUCAAGAAUGGCAUGAAGUACUACCGAGACACAGACACCCCUGGCAGGUGUUUCAUGAAGAAGACCAUCGACCUGCUGCAGAUUGAGUUCAAAUGCUGUGGCAACAAUGGCUUUCGAGAUUGGUUUGAGAUUCAGUGGAUCAGCAAUCGCUACCUGGACUUUUCCUCCAAAGAAGUCAAAGAUCGCAUCAAGAGCAAUGUGGACGGGCGAUACCUGGUGGAUGGUGUUCCCUUUAGCUGCUGCAACCCCAGCUCACCACGGCCCUGCAUUCAGUACCAGCUCACCAACAAUUCGGCACACUACAGCUAUGACCACCAGACAGAGGAGCUCAACCUGUGGGUGAACGGCUGCAGGGCCGCCCUGCUGAGCUACUACAGCAGCCUCAUGAACUCCAUGGGCGCUGUCACGCUCCUCGUCUGGCUCUUUGAGGUGACUAUCACGAUUGGCCUGCGCUACCUACACACAGCACUGGAAGGUGUGUCUAACCCUGAAGACCCUGAGUGUGAGAGUGAGGGCUGGCUUCUGGAAAAGAGCGUGUCGGAGACUUGGAAGACCUUUUUGGAGAGCCUGAAAAAGUUGGGCAAGAGUAACCAGGUGGAAGCCGAGGGUGCAGAUGCAGGCCAGGCCCCAGAGGCUGGCUGAUGGCCCUGGGGCCCCCUCCCCUCCUGAACACUGAGAAGUAGUGGACUCCAAGAAAGCGGAUAACCC